UCGUUGCUCUGGGACCUGCACGGUGUGGAAUCCUGUGCUGCAGAUCUGGGUGCGGAGGACACGGCGGGUGCCGCGGGGACCUGAAAACUCCGGAGCCGCAGUCUCCACGCGGGGCGGCCUGGGAAAGUCACAGUCAGCAGCGCAGUGGCGGGAACCGCAGCCCUGCGGCCCUGGAACCUCCCAGGGCAGCAAGCCAUCUAGUCAUUAUUCCUGAAAGAGAAACUCAUUGAAGAGAAACAGAAAUGGCUGAUUCUACAGUAAACAUGCCCCAGGGUCUAUCAACGUUCAGGGAUGUGACUGUGGACAUCUCCCAGGAGAAGGAAUGCCUGGACUCUUCUCAGAGGGAUUUGUACAAUGAUGUGAUGCUGGAGAAUUGUAGCAACCUGGUCUCUGUGGAUAACCAUUGGAUAUGCGAUCCUGUCCAUCACCAUGUGAAGACUGAAAAGGAGUCUUGCAAGUGUAAUGAGCUUGGCAAAGUGCUUCAUGACCCCUCCACAUGUGCACUUCAUAGAACAAGUGAAACUACAGAGUACACUAAUAACUACUCAUAUAGUAAUCACAGGAUUGCCUCUGUUGACUCAUCAAACCGAGAUAGGCAUGAAAGCAUACUCAGUGGAGAAGAACUUUGUAAACCUAAAGACUGUGAGAAAUCUUUAAAUAUGUGCUACAACAUUGCUCAAGAUCAUAGACUAUAUACUGCAAAGAAGCACCAUGGGCGGGGAAAAUAUGAUGACUGUUUCAGCUCUGCAUACAGUCUUAUGCAACAAACAAUCUGUAUUAGAGAGAAACAACACCAGUGUAAAGAAUGUGGAAAAUCCUUCAGUACUUCCUCAAACCUCAGUGUACAUCGGAGAAUUCAUACUGGAAAGAAGCCCUACAAGUGCAACUUUUGUGAAAAAUCCUUUACUCAGCGUUCAACUCUUAAAAUACAUCAAAGACUUCAUACUGGGGAGAAACCUUACAAAUGCAAAGAAUGUGGAAAGUCAUUUCGUCAGUUGUCAGGAUUUAAGAGCCAUCAGAAAUUGCAUACUGGGGAGGAGCCUUACAAAUGCAAAGAAUAUGGAAAGUCCUUUAUUGAAAAGUCAAGCCUUAAAGGGCAUUACAGAAUCCAUACUGGAGAGAAAUGCGAGGGCUCACUGAUCACCCAGACCUGCUCACCUGUGCAGCAGAACAAAGGGACCUGGAAGAUGGAAAGAGAGGAGACAGUAGCUAAGAAUCCAGGACAGCAAGAUAUUAAUUCAGAAAGCCAUCUAUUGUUCCUGGAAGAGAAACUUAAUGAAGAGAAACAACAUGAAAUGGCUGAUUCUACAGGACAUAUGUCCCAGGGUCUGUUGACAUUCAGAGAUGUGACUGUGGACAUCUCCCAGAACGAGUGGGAACUCAUGGACUCUGCUCAGAGGGCUUUGUACAUUGAUGUGAUGAUGGAAAAUUACAACAACCUUGUCUUCGUGGGGAACUAUUGCAAAUAUGAUCCUGUCCGUUUCCAUGUGAAAACUGAAAAGGAGUCUUGUCAGUGUAAUGAGCUUGGCAAAGUGCUUCAUGAUCCCUCCACAUGUGCACUUUAUAGAACAAGUGAAAUUACAGAAAACUCUAAUAACUACAGAUGCAGUAAUCAUAGGCAUGCCUUUCUUUUCUCAUCAAACCCAGAUAGACAUGAAAAAGAACCUUGCAAAUCUAGAGAAUGGGAGAAAUCUUUAAAUUUGUGUUCCAAUAUUACUCAAGAUCUAAGAACGUACACUGCAAAGAAAAAGCACAGGCAAGGAGAAUAUAAUGACUAUUUCAACUCCACAUUUGAUCUUUGGCAACAAGCAAUCUACAUAGGAAGAAAACCACACCAGUUUGGUAAAUAUGAUAAAUGCUUCAGUACUACCUCAAGCCUCACUUUACAUCAGAGAAUUCAUACUGGAGAGAAACCCUACAAGUGCAAUGUUUGUGACAAAUCCUUUACCUGGUGCUCAAAUCUUGAAAGACAUCAGAGAGUUCAUACUGGGGAAAAGCCUUAUAAAUGUGGAGUAUGUGACAAAUCCUUUAAUGUGAACUCGAGUCUUAAAAUGCACCAGAGAGUUCAUACCGGAGAGAAACCUUACAAAUGUAGGGAAUGUGGCAAAUCCUUUACUCAGAAUGCACAUCUUAAAAGGCAUCAGAGAGUUCAUACUGGAGAGAAACCUUACAGAUGUCAGAAAUGUGACAAAUCUUUUACUAAGUGUUCAACUCUUCAAGCACAUCAGAAAAUUCAUACUAAAGAGAAAACUUACAAAUGCAAAACCUGUGAUAUAUCCUUUACCCAGUAUUCAAACCUGAGAAAACAUCAAAGAAUUCAUCCUAAAGAGAGACCUUACUUCUGUAAGGAAUGUGGCAAAUUUUUUACUAGCAACUCUUAUCUUAAAGUACAUCAGAAAAUUCAUACUGGAGAAAAACCUUACAAAUGUAAAGAGUGUGGCAAAUCCUUCACCCAGUGCUCAACUCUUAGAGCACAUUACAGAGUUCAUACUCAAGAGAGACCUUGUAUCUGUAAGGAAUGUGGCAAAUCUUUUACUAAGUCCUCAAUUUUUCGAGCACAUCAAAAAAUUCAUACUGAAGAGAAAAAUACUGUUGUAAAUUAAAUGACAUAGCAUUUAUCUUGUAUUCUGUUUUUACAAAUCAUAACAGUAUACAUAAAAGAAACAAAGAUUAGAAACUUGUAAAAGCCUUUAAAGUUUUAAAUCUUGGAAAGUACCAUGGUUUGUAUUAAAUUAAAAUUCUGCAAUUCU
Molecule: messenger RNA, 2750 nt
Organism: Phodopus roborovskii (desert hamster)
Lineage: Eukaryota; Metazoa; Chordata; Mammalia; Rodentia; Cricetidae
Product: zinc finger protein 54-like
Exons: 8
Coding region: 243-2603 (786 amino acids)
Biological process (GO): negative regulation of transcription by RNA polymerase II; regulation of immune system process; regulation of cytokine production
Source: RefSeq, a predicted model, not a curated record